Molecule: messenger RNA, 1329 nt
Organism: Fusarium tjaetaba
Lineage: Eukaryota; Fungi; Ascomycota; Sordariomycetes; Hypocreales; Nectriaceae
Exons: 1
Coding region: 1-1329 (442 amino acids)
Source: RefSeq, a predicted model, not a curated record
AUGCGACGCAGACUUCACGGAGAAGAGCCUUGGGACGCUGGAAACGUCUGGGCCAUAAGCCGUAAGGAGUGCUGGAUGUUCCUCGUACCUGAAAAGAAACAGCGGAUGAGAAUACCGGUCACUGACUUGGAAGGCUAUAUGGAUCCUUCAUCUUUCUGCACACAUCAUUUGAGUUUCGAAGCUUUCAAGUUUCUUUGCAACUCAAUGGAAGGGGUUGGGAUCAACUCGGACGAGGGGAUAAUGCCACAGUCGGCGCAGUCGACGUUGCAACCAUUACAGGGCCAAACCCGACUGGAGAUGCUCCCCGCCGAGCUUCUGGGAGCAAUAUGUGAACUUCUCAAAAUAGAAGAGUUUAUGGCUUUGGCCUUGUGCUCGCAAAGACUCUGGUCUUACGCGAUCAUGUGGAUAAGGGGUUGUUACGUUCAGUGGAAGAAGAAAUAUUCUUGGGUCAACACUCCAAUAAUCUGCACUGCAGCGGGACUGCGCGUUCUUCCCAAAGCACUGCAGCGCACACUACCAGAACCGACCUCUGAAGAUAUGGAGAGGGAGUCCGAGCAGACUGGCCGCCGAUCUGAGAUAGAGACAACUCGUGCAUCUAUUUGGUUCAAGGAAGCCGUGGACAGUUCUGAGAAAGUACCAUUCCCCUGCGACUGUUUAUACGAAGAGGCUUUUCUCAAGCAGCUUGGAGGUGCUGCUAUUCCCGAAAAGCUCCACGGAAGUAUGAAAGCUUGCUUCCCACGUCUUAACCUUGAACCUGGAAGCAGCUGGCUUUUGCGCAAUCUAACAGAUCAAGAGUACAUAAGAAUGGAAGCUGUAGUAACCUCCGAUGGCGAGGCUACUAUUUCGUUACCAGGACGUCAAUGGCUUACACUUGAUAUUCUUCUCCUAUGGCUCAUCAGUUGGAAAGCAGACUACAAAAAGAAAAGAAGGAAGGCCUGGUCUUGGGAGCAGCUCGAAACCUUCAAAGAUUUCACUGAUAAAGAUCUCUCAGAUGCAAGUCAGGACCCAGUGUUCGGACCAAUGUAUUACGACUUCUGGCCAAUCUGGGUCGGUCCUUGGGCUGGCCACAGACUGGAUGUUGUUACCGAAGAAAACUUGGAUAAUAGCUGGAAGGAUCGGACUGAAAACAUCACGAGAUUAGCCCCCAAAAUGCUGCGUAUAUUCUACGGACGUUCUCUUGCAACUCAGAAAGAAAACUUAGACUACUGGGAAGAAGCUUUUCGACAAGGUGGUGACCAUUGGGAGUUCAGGCAGUCAUCUCCGUUUCGAUCGGAGGAUUUAGACCUUGACUGGAACAAGCCAAAAGAGAGAUUGUCCCGGAUCAGAUGA